AUGCAAAUUGAUCGUUAUCUAAUUUCUUACAGGUUGGAGACGGGUCUCACGCUCAUGUCUAGCAGAAAUAGCCUCACCCCACCGGCGCUUAUCGCAUCGUUCCACCUCCUCUGCCGGCAAUUCAAUGUUUUCCUCGUCUCUUUUGCCUAUCACCGGAUCAACAUCACUAUUCACGAAACGCUUUCCGAGCUAAACCAUUCGUGCAGCUCCUCAACGCUACGCCGCCGAAUAACUUUGCGCCAAGGCAUGGCGCUCCUUAAGGGAAAGUCCAGCCGCUGCCACCACGCACAUAUUUCCGCACUCGUCAGAUCCCUCUCAGACCCAAUGGGCUAUCCUCCAAUCUCCGGCGUCUCGGUUUGUCUCUCUGACGACCAGUCGGUGAGAAAUACGUCAGCUCCACAAAGCCGUCUCUGCUGCUCCUCCGGCUCGAAACUCCCACCGUCUCCAUUCCGCUGGCAACAAACCGGAUUACUGAUUUAG
Messenger RNA from Microthlaspi erraticum, 480 nucleotides. NCBI's taxonomy places the organism in Eukaryota, Viridiplantae, Streptophyta, Magnoliopsida, Brassicales, Brassicaceae. The record is from the annotation of a GenBank genome assembly.